Molecule: messenger RNA, 1388 nt
Organism: Otolemur garnettii (small-eared galago)
Lineage: Eukaryota; Metazoa; Chordata; Mammalia; Primates; Galagidae
Gene: PON1
Product: paraoxonase 1
Exons: 9
Coding region: 94-1161 (355 amino acids)
Cellular component (GO): extracellular region
Molecular function (GO): aryldialkylphosphatase activity; arylesterase activity
Source: RefSeq, a predicted model, not a curated record
ACCCCAGGGCAUCCGGAGCAGGUCGGCGGCGGCAGGAGGGCUCUCUUAGGCUUGCAUGCCUGCACCCAAUCUUCUUUCUGACCUUCCUAGACCAUGGCGAAGUUACUCACCCUCACCGUCCUGGGGCUGGGACUGGCACUCUUCCGGGACCACCGGUCUUCUUACCAAACCCGAAUGAAUGCUGUCCGAGAAGUAACACCAGUGGAACUUCCCAACUGUAAUUUCGUUAAAGGAAUUGAAAAUGGCUCAGAAGACUUGGAGAUACUGCCUAACGGUCUGGCUUUCAUUAGUUCUGGAUUAAAAUAUCCUGGACUAAAGGAUUUUGAACCUGCUAAUCCUGGAAAAAUACUUCUGAUGGACCUGAAUGAAAAAGGUCUAACAGUGUUGGAAUUGGAGAUCACUGGAAGUAAAUUUGAUUUAUCUUCAUUUAACCCUCAUGGGAUCAGCACAUUCACAGAUGAAGAUAAUACUGUAUACCUGCUGGUGGUGAACCAUCCAGACGGCAAGACCACAGUAGAAUUGUUUAAAUUUCAAGAAGAGGAAAAAUCACUUUUGCAUCUAAAAACCAUCAGACACAAACUUCUGCCUAAUUUGAAUGAUAUUGUCGCGGUGGGACCUGAGCAGUUUUAUGGCACAAAUGAUCACUAUUUUGUUCACCCCUACUUACGAUCCUGGGAGUUGUAUUUGGGUUUAUCGUGGUCAUAUGUUGUUUACUAUUCUCCAAAUGAAGUUCGAGUGGUGGCAGAAGGAUUCGAUUUUGCUAACGGAAUCAGCCUUUCACCUGAUGGCAAGUAUGUCUAUAUAGCUGAAUUGCUGGCUCAUAAGAUUCAUGUGUAUGAAAAGCAUGCUAAUUGGACUUUAACUCCAUUGAAGUCCCUUGAUUUUAACACACUGGUGGAUAAUAUAUCCGUGGAUCCUGUGACAGGGGACCUUUGGGUUGGAUGCCAUCCCAAUGGCAUGCGAAUCUUCUACAACGAUCCCGAGAAUCCUCCUGCAUCUGAGGUACUUCGAAUCCAGAACAUUUUAACAGAGGAACCCAAAGUGACAUUGGUUUACGCCGAAAAUGGCACAGUGUUGCAGGGCAGUACAGUGGCCUCUGUGUACAAAGGGAGAUUGCUGAUUGGCACUGUGUUCCACAAAGCUCUCUGUUGUGAGCUCUGACAGGCCGGUUUGCACCCAGACCAUGGAAACUCUGAGCCCCUCAUCCCAACCGCCUUGCCACAUUUUAAAUUGUUUAGUGAUAGCUGAACAAUGAGCGUGGAGCCCAAAUUUGGACAUCAUGAAACAUCAAAGCACUGUUUAACAGGCUUUUUUGAAGAAUGUGAUAGCAAAUCAGUCUUGGAAUACUUGAAAGCGUCACUUACCAAUAAAAAUUCUUCUCAUUAAAA